Messenger RNA from Sardina pilchardus (European sardine), 2141 nucleotides. RefSeq names its product interferon-induced protein with tetratricopeptide repeats 1B-like. Gene Ontology annotation, biological process: defense response to virus. The record is from RefSeq and is a predicted model, not a curated record. The transcript is spliced from 2 exons. NCBI's taxonomy places the organism in Eukaryota, Metazoa, Chordata, Actinopteri, Clupeiformes, Clupeidae. Gene Ontology annotation, cellular component: cytosol. Gene Ontology annotation, molecular function: protein binding. Bases 125 to 1549 code for a protein of 474 amino acids.
GCAAAGUAUCGAGGUAAGUUUCUGUUAUGAUUUCCUGUGUGUUAGCUGGUGUGAGCAGACCUCCACUGUACCACUGCAUCUCUUCCUAAAUCCUGUUUGAGCUGAACAACCAACACAAGACAAAAUGAGUGCAGACAAAGUGACAAAUGAUGACAAACUGAAGAAUCUGGAGUGCCUCUUCACAUGGGACAUAAACAAAGGUGACAUCAAUGACUUGAAGGGCGUCCCAGAGAAGCUCCUGGACCGCGUCAAGUACUGUCCCCGCAGGUACAACGCCACCUACUUCAACAUCCUGGCCUUUGUGAGCCACCUGCAGGGUAAGACCGACACUGCCCUCGAAUACCUGGCCAAGUCUGAAGCCGUGCUGAAGGAGGAGAAGCAAGAUGAGGCAGAAUUCCUGGUCACCUACUCCAGCUUCGCAUGGUUGCACCAUCACCUGGGUAACAUGAAAGACAUGGAGACCUACCUGAGCAAGGUGAAGAGCAUAAGUGAUGGUGGAGACAUCGCCGUGGAAGCAGAGAAAGGGUGGAGCUUCAUAAGGUUGGGGUCUAAGUUCUAUCCACGGGCCAAGGAGAGCUUCCAGAAGGCUCUGAAAGCCAAGCCUAACAGCGUAUCCUACAAUGUGGGCUAUGCCAUAGUCCUUUAUCGGUUGGAGGAGCUUGUCAGAACGGAUGUUAAAGACAUGCCUGAGGACAGCCCUGCAGCCAGACAGCUACAGAGAGCCUUGGAUCUCGACCCCACUGAUGCUGAAGUGAUGGUCCUCUUAGCUCUGAAACAUCAAGGCUUUGACUCUUCAAAAUGCAGAGAGCUGAUCAGCAAGGCCCUGACAGGGUGUCCAGACGUGCCCCAUGUAACCAGGCAUGCUGGGAGAUACUUCAGGAGAGAGAGCUCCAUAGUUGAAGCGUUAAAAAUCCUUGAGGAGGCUGUCAAGAGAGCUCCCAAUUCCUCCUUCCUAUACCACCAGAUGGGACAAUGCCAUUGGCAGGAAGUGGUUACGAUGAAGAAGUCUGGAAAGUGGAGGGCAGACUCCGUACAGGUCAAGGCCGCCCUCGCUGAAAGCAUCCGCAACUUCAGCAAGACCGUGGAGCUGAAGCCGUCUAACACAUAUGCCUGGGUGCACUUGGCAAUAGCCUACGGAGAGGACCGACGGCUGGAGGAUGCCAAGGCCAUUUUCAUCAAGGUGCUUUCAGAUGACUCCCUGAGCGACACAGAGCGACAGCACUGCCACAACAAGUAUGGCAGCUUCCUGAGGCACCAGAUGAAGAGCAAGACCCAGGCAGUGGAUCAGUUUAAGAUGGCGUACAGGAUCGGGAUCGACAGCAGAGACCGGCAGGAGGCUCGAGAGAAUCUCCGGCAGAUUGGGAUCGACACGGCUAAAUCGUGGAGAGCCCAGGAGGAUGACGGCAUUUUGGCUUUUCUGUCUGAAGUUGACAGACAGCUAACCAGAGCUCCAGCAGCUGCAGAAAGUGAAAUUAAUGACCUUAAUGACAUCUUCAAAAGAAAGCUGGCAUUAUCAAGCCAGCUCAAAAAUACGCGCACAGGGCCCUAAUUUAAAUGGCAGGCAAAGUCUAUCAACAAGCUAUCGUGUGACAUGUGGGAUGAAUGUUCGCGGUUAAGUUCUGGCCCACAGUAUGAAAUUAGCAAAUUGAUGUUGUCUAUUAAAGUAACACUGAAGAGUUUUUCGUACCUUAAAAUAAUGUUUCCAAAAUCAUUUUAGCGGUUCAUCAACUUGUUACGGCACUUUUGCAUUCACUUCGCGGCCCUCUAUCGGCUAUAACCGCACUAUGUAACUUUACCAGAUCGGGUAGCGUACCUACUGUAGUUUGAUGACAUGAAACAUAGGAAACUACACAUUUGACUUGCCUCGAUGUCGCAAUACAUCAUGCUUUCAUAAAAUCAUGCAACAUACUCUACAUUUUCUGUGGACAUCAUUAUUUGCUGGAUAAACAAAUAGAGUGCGUGCGACUGAGAAAAAGUGCUUUAGUGUUGCUUUAAAUUAGCUUAGAGAUUUUCUAAGAUAUCUAAGAUUUUUAAUGCUGAAUUUCUGUGUCUUUUUUGCAUUAUCAGUUGUUGUCUUGAUCUUUGAUUUUAACUGCUACGGUAAUAAUGAUAGGUGCUCUGUAUGAAAUAAAAAAGCAUUA